ACAGUAUGGCGACGCGUGGGGACGGGGUAGCAAUCCAGCGUCUAGACGGAGCUUCACUCUAAUAUGGGUUUUCACCGCUUGGACGUGGGAGCCGAUGCCAACUUCCACACACUCCUCUGACCUUUUGAGUGCUGCACUGAUCGGGGAAGGCUGAAGCCAGACCCUCGUUGGGGUGGGGGGAGCUUCCAAGUUAUUUUCAACUGGACUGCAAACAUGCCAGUCGUGGAGACAGAGACGGCGAGAGACCGAGGCAGUCAAGUGCUGCCAAAGGUUCCCGUGCCCCCGCUGAGACAAACCCUCGACACGUACUUGAAGUGUGUGCAGCACCUGGUGAAAGAGGAGCAGUUUAAGAAAACAAAGGCCAUUGUGGAGAAGUUUGGGGCUCCUGGAGGUGUCGGAGAGGUUCUCCAGAAGAAGCUCUUAGAGAGGAGGGACAAGAUGACUAACUGGGUCUAUGACUACUGGCUGGAGGACAUGUACCUGAACAACAGGUUGCCCCUACCGGUCAACUCCAGUCCUGCCAUGGUGUUUCCCAAGCAGAUGUUCAAAGAUCAUAAAGAUGCCCUCAGAUUUGCUGCCCGUCUCAUCAGUGGCGUUUUGGAGUACAAGGCUCUCAUUGAUGCGCGAGCACUGCCAGUGGAUUUUGCUCGAGGCCAGCUAGCUGGCACUCCUAUGUGCAUGGAGCAGUACUAUCGCCUCUUCACCUCCUACCGCUACCCGGGGUUAAAGACUGACAUGCUGAAGGUCCAGACGAAGGCAGCCUCCUCAGCACCGGAGCACAUGAUUGUGGCGUGUAAGAACCAGUUUUUCGUGUUGGAUGUAGUCACAAACAGCAAGCAGCUCAAUGAAGUGGAGAUCCUAUCCCAGCUGGAGAAGAUAGUGAAAAUGUCAGAAAACGCUGAAGAGAGACUCCCCCCUUUUGGGAUUUUGACAUCUGAUGGGAGGACAGAAUGGGCACAAGCUAGAGAGGCACUGAUAAAAGAUCAGAUCAACAGGGACUCUCUGGCCAUGAUCGAGAGCUGCAUAUGUGUAGUAUGUCUAGAUGAGCCCAGCGGCCUGGAGCCCAGUGAUACCAACAGGGCCCUGCUGAUGCUACAUGGUGGAGGACAUGAAAAGAACGGGGCAAACCGCUGGUAUGACAAGUCAAUGCAGUUUGUUGUAGGAAUGGAUGGGAUAUGCGGAGUGGUAUGUGAGCAUUCACCAUUUGAGGGGAUUGUUCUGGUGCAGUGCUCUGAAUACAUAAUGAAAUACAUAAUGGAGAGUUCCUCCAAGAUGGUUAAGUCCUCCAGCAUCAGAGAGCUUCCCCCUCCAAGACGGUUACGUUGGAAAUGUAACCCACACAUCCAAGGACUCUUAGCAGCAUCUGCAGAGAGACUACAGAGGGUGGUGAAAAAUCUCGACAUGGAUGUAUUCAAAUUCAAAGAUUAUGGGAAAGAAUUUAUCAAGAAGCAGAAGAUGAGUCCAGAUGCUUUUAUACAAGUUGCCUUGCAGCUUGCAUUUUUCAAAUGCACUGGAAGGCUUGUGUCCACUUACGAGAGUGCAUCAAUUCGACGUUUCCAAGAAGGUCGCGUAGAUAACAUUCGCUCAGCCACCGCUGAGGCCCUGGCCUUUGUGAAGUCUAUGGCAGAUGAGAGGGGAACUUUCUCCGAUUCAGAAAAAAUGAAACGACUGAGGGAUGCAAUCAACGCCCAGACAAAUUAUACAGUUGCAGCGAUUACAGGAAUGGCAGUAGACAAUCACCUCCUUGGACUUCUGAGGAUUUCGAAGGAGCUCAAAAUGGAAAAGCCAGAAAUUUUUUGUGAUGAGACAUAUUUGGCCAGUAACCACUUCAUCCUCUCUACCAGUCAGGUUCCUACCACUGUGGAAAUGUUCUGCUGCUACGGCCCGGUGGUGCCAAACGGUUAUGGCACCUGUUACAACCCACAGUCAGACCACAUCAUCUUCUGUGUGUCUAGUUUCUGGGAGAACACGGAGACGAGCUCGGUCGUAUUCAUCAAAGCCUUGAACGAGGGCCUGCUGGAAAUCAGGGACUUGUGCAAUAGAAGUGGCGCUACAGCUAGCAAACUAGCUCAUGGCAGCCAGGGAGCCGGUCAGCCUCAUAAAUCAGGGAAAUAAGCCAUACUGAGAGAGCACGCCCACUCAGCUGCUCCACUCAACACUGUUAGACUUUAGCAUGAGACUCAGUCGCUAAGAUGCCUUCAUAUGUCUUUGUUGUCUGUGCAGUAGUGUUCCUUUCAUAACAAAAUUCAAAGCCUUAAAGUUCACACGUACCUGUAUAUAUAACUAAUAUAAAAAUAAUAUAUAAAUGAAAACUGGAAAAAAAAAAUUCUCUUGGAUCUGUGUGGACAACAGAAUGAUUUUGGUCCAGCACUGAACCCGACUGACUUGGUAGACUGGCAUUAGCUGGUCUGCUGCCUUUAGGAAACUGAAGCCAUGUCCACUUUGUAACACUGAUCCGAGGGUCAAUUCCUCAGUCAGUGAGAUUCAGUUGAAUGAUCCCAGUGUAUAUCUUAGAGUAGUAAUGUACUGUAUAUGAUGGGAAAAUACCAUAUUUAAGUGACUUAUAACAAUCAUGACAUCCUGUAAAUGUGAUUCAGCAAACCUCAGUGUGUGUGCUAAAAGAUCUAAAAUGUUCUAAAGUUAUAUUUAAUCUUGGAUGUAUUUUUUUUUUAAUUCUACUGAUGUUAUCAGGUUGCCAAAGAGGCCGUGCAAAUGUGAAGUCUGCGUGAUGAGGCACUUUAAGAUGUUCAUGUCAACACGUGUAUGAAUAACUUCAAACAUAGAAAAGUGGUUGUGAGUUAUGUGAUAUGGUUUCAGUGGCACAUUCAAAGUUGUCUAGUUGUAAUGUAUACAUGUAUUGUAUAUUAUAGCAACAGUUUAUAUGUGUAAAGUGUAAUGAAUAGUGCUGCGUUAUAAGCAAGAUACAGUCAACUGGUGACUGAGGCAUACCACUGUGUUCGUGUAUGUAAGUGCUUUGUAUUUGCACUUAGAGGUAGAAGGAGGGUAUUGAUGUACUGUUAGUUAUACUGUAGGUUCUCUGUGCAAUAACACAAAAUCAAGGGUAUAUGUGCAAUUUGCCAAAACAGCUCAUUAAAUGCAUGGAGCUUCUGUAAGACUGAAUUAACUGCAGUAGCCAUUUUUGAUAUUCAGACACAAGAGAGUAAGAUUUCAGUCAAUCCCUUUGAUCUACAUCAUGCAUGCUACUUUGCUCAUAAAUGUUCAUUCAAAUUGGCAAGUAGAUUUGUCACCACACACACACACACACACACUUUUCGGUCUGUGGUGGCUUGUGUUACAGCAAAGCAAAUCAGUGGUUACUUCGCAGUACAAAUGUGAGGAUAUUUGUUGUCUUGUGUGACCAAAGUGAAUGAGGAAAUUUCAUAAUCCAUGUCAAAAAAACUUAUUAGAUGACACACAGUAUGCAUGUUUAUUCUUAGAAUAAUAGCUGUAUUUUUAUACGUCAGUGUGAAAAUCUUAUGAUAUAGUAAAACACUGUUAAAGUGACUAAAAAAUGCCUUAAAACUAAAGUCAUGCAAACUGUUUUCUGUCAUUUCAGUCAAGUUGAGCUUUGAUGUUAAUUUGAUGUGUUUCCUCUUGGUGUGUGCUGUGUAAUCUUGGUGAUACAUGUAAAAGAAUAUAUUUGGAGCACAUGUAUUAAUGCGGCCUGGUUAAUUAAUGUUACACUCAUCCAUGGUAACAUUUUUAUAAAUGUAAUUAAUGUGUAACACGUCUCUGGCAGGUCGGACAUAGUGUUUUAUUAAGUCAUUUGAUAUUAAGUGAAGUGAAAAGUCCCGUCUUCUUCAUUUUGAAAACGACAACAAAAUGCUAAUUUAUUUUUCAAAGCCCGUAGCAAUAUUUUGUUCACAGAAGACAUCAUAUAUUUAAGCUGUAAUAAAAUUGUCAUGUAGU
Molecule: messenger RNA, 3909 nt
Organism: Archocentrus centrarchus (flier cichlid)
Lineage: Eukaryota; Metazoa; Chordata; Actinopteri; Cichliformes; Cichlidae
Gene: chatb
Product: choline O-acetyltransferase b
Exons: 15
Coding region: 214-2115 (633 amino acids)
Biological process (GO): acetylcholine biosynthetic process; neuromuscular synaptic transmission
Cellular component (GO): cytoplasm; neuron projection
Molecular function (GO): choline O-acetyltransferase activity
Source: RefSeq, a predicted model, not a curated record